UUAUUUCGUAUAGCAAGACUGUGAUCAUAUGACAGUCGAUCAUCUAUUUUCGAACAAAAUGGCUGUGACAAUGGCUCUUUUUUGGAUAACUCUUGUUUUAUCAGUAAUUGGCUCCAAUGCCUCGGGGGAAUUGGCUGUCUUGCACAGCCCGAAAUCCCUGAAGUUCUCAGGAUCUAGCAAGACCCUUGAGAGUGGCCUGAAAGAGGUUUUCUCCGCUUCCCUUGGACUGUCCGUGGAAGAGAACUCUGACUGGGAUGGGCUUUCAAUUGUAGACCCAUUCAACACCCCUGAGGCUGCAGUAGAGGUCUACAUUGAUGGAGUUUCCAGCCUUGGAAAUGAUGCUGGGUUGAAGUCAAAAGUAUACCCACUUACAGUUGACGAGUAUGAGCCUGACACAUUUGAAGCCGUGAAACACAGGAUCAACCAGAGAUUUACCAAUGGUGGCAACAAACUUGUCAAGAUUGACCUUUCAGACACUGAUCAGUUAACAUCCAGGGCUGACAUAUUUGGAGAAAUCACUCCACCAAAGGUUACAAAAGUAUCUUUGCAACACUUGAAAUACUCUGUUGAAGAAGACUACCAGUUCCUUACUGAAUUGGAGGCUUUAAAAACUAUUGCCAACCAGGUUCGGUCGUUGAGCCCCGACAACAUUGUUGACUUCUACAACUUCAGAUUCCGUUCCCUCCAUGCUUUAUCUGACUACCAUGGACCUAACUCUCUGCAAGCUAAGGAGGCUAAGAAGCUUUUGGGUGAUGUGCUGGAAGAUUUGAGCAAUGCCUUUGUGAAGGCAUACGAUGGAUCGGUACUGGUAACUGCUGUGACCACAGAUGUCAUUCACAGCCGCCGUGUUACCCGCUCAGUUAGCAAUGAAGGAAAAUUGAAAGAUACUCAGAGCUUCAGCAGCGACAAAUACACUUCAGAUUACUCCGCCAUUUUCAACAUCAUCCUGUGGUUCGGAGUUGUUUUCUCCUUCACUCUGAUCGCCAUUGUCUAUGCUAUCAUGGAUAUGGACCCUGGCAGGGACUCCAUUAUCUACCGUAUGACAAGCACGAGGAUGAAGAAAGACAACUAAAUUAAUUAGUUUGUGAAGCUCACACAGAACUUUUAUGUGUUCUGAUCACACUUGUGAAUAUGAUCCUGAAAUGAACACCUAGGAGAUUUUACUGUAAGCAGUAAUUAACUUGUCUUUAAAACAUUGUUUUAUUCAUAUUAGAGUCACAGCCACAAUGUUUGAAUAGACACUGUAAAAAUAAUUAGUUGUAAUGUGAGUUGUUGAAAUGUAUGAGCAGUUUAUAUUUAUUUGCAGUUAUUGUACAUAAGUGUUACUAAGUUUACUGGAUAGUUUACGUAAUGGAGUACAAUACGACCUUCUGUAAAAUAUUAUUAUGUAGUGUUGCAAGUGAUGUGUUAGUAUGGAUUAAAUCGAUAUAAAAAUAAUAAUCAAUGUUUAUGUGCAACCCUACUCAUUGACUUACGGCUUUUAAUGUAUUUCAGUAUUAUGUACUGUUUUAAUUACUGUUGGAAUUAAUGUUCAGAAAUAAUUCAGAUAAGCAAAUAAAUCUAAUAAACAUUCCCACUGUAA
Ostrinia nubilalis (European corn borer) is the source of this 1582-nucleotide messenger RNA. It is a transcript of the gene ATP6AP2, whose product is annotated as ATPase H(+)-transporting accessory protein 2. Gene Ontology annotation, cellular component: external side of plasma membrane; membrane. Gene Ontology annotation, biological process: positive regulation of Wnt signaling pathway. Gene Ontology annotation, molecular function: signaling receptor activity. The record is from RefSeq and is a predicted model, not a curated record. The transcript is spliced from 8 exons. The coding region runs from base 29 to 1072 and encodes 347 amino acids. NCBI's taxonomy places the organism in Eukaryota, Metazoa, Arthropoda, Insecta, Lepidoptera, Crambidae.